AAUAAUAUUGAAAAUUGGCAACCAGUUUUUAUUGUGUGUAAACAACACUGAAAAUUUUAUUUUGACGUUUGAAGAACUCUCCUUUAGAAAAAAAAAUAAUAAAAUGGCAGAAGCCGGUGAUGCAGAUGAUAUUGAUGAUGGAUUUGAUCCUGAUCCACCAAUUCAAGACUUUUCUGAUGAAGAACUGCAAAUACCUGAAGUUAAAUAUGAAUAUUUGGAUCAUCCUGCUGAUGUUCAGUUACAUUCCUGGGGCUCAACUAUUGAAGAAGCCUUUGAACAAAUUGCUGUUUCUAUGUUUGGAUACAUGACUGAAAUAGAAACAGUUGAUAUUACUAUGAGUCAAGACAUUGAAGCUGAAGGUCAUGAUAUGCUGUCAUUACUAUUCCAUUUUCUUGAUGAAUUCCUGUACAUAUUCAGUGCUGAACCUUACUUUAUUGCUAGAAAAGUGAAAAUUCUGAGUUUUGAUCGUGCAAACUUUAAAGUGAGAGCUAGAGGGUAUGGAGAAAUAUUUGAUUUAGAUAAACAUCCACAAGGUACUGAAGUGAAAGCUAUUACUUACUCAAAUAUGCAGGUGCAUGAAAAUGAAGGGAAAACUGAAUUAUUUGUAAUUAUUGAUAUUUGAGCAUUAUAUUUUUUGUCAUUAAAUAUUUAUUUCUGUUU
This is a messenger RNA of Parasteatoda tepidariorum (common house spider), 660 nucleotides long. RefSeq names its product protein archease (gene Archease). Gene Ontology annotation, biological process: tRNA splicing, via endonucleolytic cleavage and ligation. The record is from RefSeq and is a predicted model, not a curated record. Lineage: Eukaryota; Metazoa; Arthropoda; Arachnida; Araneae; Theridiidae. Gene Ontology annotation, cellular component: tRNA-splicing ligase complex.